UCCCGCCCCGCCCCGCCCCGCCGUGCCCGUGUGCGCGGGGAGCAGCGCUCCGCUCCGCGGGGCGCCAUGGGGCGGGCGGGCCGCCGGCUGCCCGCGCUGGCAGCGCUCUUCUACGGGGCGCUGGCGGCCCUGGUGCUGCUGGGCGUGCGGGACGUGAUGUUCCUCUACGAGGAGAACCGGUGCAGCAUGACCUACAUGUACGAGUACCCCGAGUACCUGAAAAUAAAAUUACCCAAGAAAACAGCCAGACGAUACCCAGCAUAUGAGCUGUAUCUCUAUGGGGAAGGGAACUAUGCUGAAGAAAACAAAAAUCUCCUACUGACAGGAAUUCCAGUUCUCUUUCUGCCUGGGAAUGCUGGCAGUUACAAACAAGUACGUUCUCUUGGCUCCAUUGCACUUAGAAAAGCAGAAGAUGUUGACUUCAAGUAUCAUUUUAAUUUCUUCAGUGUCAACUUUAAUGAGGAGUUGGUUGCAUUGUAUGGUGGCAGCCUGCAACGACAGACCAAGUUUGUGCAUGAGUGCAUCAAAGUAAUCCUGAAGCUGUACAAGGAUCGGGAAUUUGCCCCGAGCAGUGUGGCAAUAGUUGGGCAUUCCAUGGGUGGUCUUGUUGCAAGAGCAUUGCUCACUCUGAAGAAUUUUAAGCCUGAACUUAUAAACCUGCUCAUUACACAAGCCACACCUCACAUUGCACCUGUAAUGCCUUUGGACAAAUAUCUUAUUGAUUUUUAUACAGCUGUAAACAAUCAUUGGAUUCUAAAGGCCCAAGAUUUAAGAAAUUUAACUACCCUUUCUGUGGCGGGAGGAUUCAGAGAUUACCAAGUUCGUUCAGGACUGGCUUUUCUACCAAGAUUGAGUCAACAUGACAGUGCCUUAUCUGUUGUGAGCUCAGCUGUGCCUAGAGCUUGGGCCUCAACUGACCAUCUCUCCAUAGUGUGGUGCAAAGAACUGAUCCUGGCUACCAUUAGAGCUUUUUUUGAUCUCAUAGAUGAAAACACAAGGCAGAUAACUGAGGAUCCAAAGAAGAGAAUGUCUGUAUUGAAUCACCACUUUGUGAGACACCCUGCAAAGAUGUAUGAGGAAAAUCCUGAAGCUUUUACACACCUCACAGGAGCUUUCAAUUGGAUUACAGUCAAAGCCUCAAAAUGGACUUACUCAGUUUACAAUGAUUCUGAUGGAAAAUAUUUCUCAUUUCCUCUUGCAAGCCACAGAAAAUCAUACAGUCAUGUUUACUGUGAAAAUAGUAUGUUGGACACAAGUAGCUGGAUUUAUGGCUGCAUGAACACUAAUUCAUCAAUGUGCCUGGAAGCUGCUGAUUUAUCCUGGAGAGCUGAGUUACUUCCAACCACCAAGGUUGUAAUGCUGAAACUUCUGGACUACUCUUCUUUGUCCCACAUUGUCAUUCAGGUACCACCUGCAGUUGGCAAUAAGUAUACUUUGGGCUGUGAAUUCUUCAAAGAGGAUUCCAGAACAGUCCAGCUCCCUGUAACACACAUUUUUUCAUUUGGGUUUUCUUCAAGCAAAAUUCUCUUAAAUUCAACUGGAUUACUUUACAAUGUGCAGCUCCAGCACUUCAACCAGAUAUAUCAAGCUUUCAAAAUUUAUAUAGACAGUCACUGCCAGUCACUCAAAGAAAGAAAACCAAGUGUUUACAGACUUCAUAUCCCCUGGUCAUAUGAAGACUCAAUAACUGUAGCAAAAGUUCCAUCUCUUGCUGAGAUUUCUGCCAAACUGCACAUUGCUCAGCCCCACAGUGACAGCAGCCUUCCAGAGUUAAACAUCUACUCUUCCCCUGACUGUCAGUAUGAAGUAAUUCUGAAGACAUCACUUCUACAGGUUCUUGGGCAAAUAGUAAGGUUCCAUGCUGGUGCUUUUCCAGUCUAUAUUGUUUCUAAUAUUCUUCUUACUUAUGGAGGACAACUGAGCACAUUGAGAUCAACAGGCCAGUGUUCAGACUUCUCCCUCCAACUAGUUAGGACAGCAAAGCCCUACAAAGUAGAACCUCUCAUAAGCAUUGUUGUGUUUCUGCUGGGGUUUAACUGGUUUAGAGAGAUCUGGGAGUCACUGUCACUGCCAGAGGUGGAUGCUGCUGUACUGAGUAGUCAGGAUGCAUGGUUCCCCCUUGUGUCCCUGAUUCUAUUUCUUUUUGGGACAGGCAUUGCCUACUGGAGUGGAGUAUUUUUCUCUACAUCUCUGAGACUCUUCUCUUCAUUAUGGUUAACUCUGAUUAGACCUCCUGAACUUCAGAAAGAUAAGUUGAUUACACCCAGCAGACUCUGUGGGAUGAUAUCUCUUGCUUUGGUUAGCUGGACCACUUGUGGUGCAUUUGCUGUGCUCAUUAUUUAUCUCCAAUACUUGUUCAAGGUUGUAAAACUGCAUGUAACUGUAAGAGCAGAGCAAAACAUACACAACAGGGAUUCAGGCCACUCAAAAGAAACUUCACAGAACUCCAGUACACACACAGUCAAAGCCCAGAGUUCAGUGGGCAGCGUUCCAGAAGCAACACAGUCUCCCUCCAACAGUAAAACAUCUGCUGAAGCUGCUAACAGUCUUAAGCUGCACACUACAGUCCUUAAUUUAUUCACGUGGAUUGUGCUGCUCAGCUUGCCAUCUUUAAUUUAUUGGUUUAAAAACCUCAGGUACAAUGUUAGGCUUGAUCCUGAUCCCUGUAGAACCACAGCUAUUAUCCUUGUAUGCAUCUUAGAAAUCCUAAUGAAUUCAAGUACUUCUGAAGUGAAAUCAAGUAAACUCCUGAAGAUUGCAGCCAAAGUUCCACUCCCUUUGUCUGUUGCAAUGCUGGCCUUUGGACGAAUGCAUUUAUACAGAGUCCCACACUUUGUAACCUUUUCUCUUCUUCUACAUGCGCUGUGCUGUUUUGUGUAAUGUUCAUUCUAUAUAGGACAAUGCACCCCAGAAACUUAACUCUGGAGAUGGGAAAAAUUGCAACACAGAAAUGCCUAAAUUAAUAUGAUCAGUAGUUUACAUUUUGUGGGAAAGAGGACAGAACUGUGAAUACUUUACAGAAAAUUUAUGGUUUUAUUCAUGUUGCUUAGAAAACCUUUCCUGGUAUUUAUUUCAUGUCUCUGAAAAUGGAGUGAUUUAACUGUGUAUAAGCACAUGACUCAUAUCAGUGCAACAUCUCAAUACUCUGCCUUGUAGACACUUUGGUAUUUCACUGUACUGCUUUGUGGAAACCUUUUUUACUCACUGUGCCAUGCAGUGUCUGUGUUCUGAACUUGCAUCUCUUGCAGGUCUAAAGUAUGCUGGUUAAAACUCAAUACAUUUCAAGCACACUGUGACUAUCACAAAAACCACACAGCCAAGUAUACUUUGAAUGAUUUUAUGUUACAUUCAAAAGCUGCCACAUUUGUGUCUAGACAAACUAGAAUGUACUGCUUAUAUAGAACUGUUAUUUCUAUCAAAUCCUUUGUUCAAUCAGUGUGAGUUGAACAUUUGUGAGAUUAUUGCAAGUCUUACACAUUUUACUUUUUGUGAGAGUGAGAAGACAACAGUAUUCUAUGUAGCUUUCUAUUCAGGAAGGAUACCAGCAGAUUCAUAAACAAUUUGCUGUAAUGUUGUUUUAAAACAUUGUCAGUUUUCUCUGGAAUUUUGAAAUUAAUCCUUGGACUUUGUCCAUAUGUGGAAGCUAGCAAACAUUGAGAUAUGCUGUGAGUUACCAGUGCAGUUGCUGCUCUCUUUCUAAGUAGACAAGGCAGGCUUUAUUCCUGUUGUAAACAGAGAACCAACCAUCUCCUAAUAAAUGCCAAUACAUAAAAUGAAUAUGGAAUAGUUACAGCCCUGCAAAUUCCUGUCCUGCCAUACAGUGCUACCUUCUGCAUGUGGGCAAACUCAGUAAUAGUGGGAAAUACUGACCAUAAUUAUCAGCUCUGUAUAAAUUUUAUCUUAGUGCCUAGAUGCUACAGUGACUGCCAUUUGUAAUAAAGCCUACAAUAGCUAUGUGUAAGGAAUUCUGUCCCCUGGGCAUGUGUUUUGCCAACAGAAGAAAUCUCAGCAGUCCUUAGGUUUAAAUGAUGUAUUGAUUCUGUGUAGAGAUGAGCUUACUACUUGCUUCUGUGUUAGCUGUCUCUGCUGUGUCUGAGAUACCUGUUACCUUCAGCUGGAAACACUAGACCAGCUCAAUCAUCACAUAGGAAUACCAAGAGGAAAUCUGCUGCUCACAGUCAAUCAAGAAUACUCUUGAUCCAGUAGUACAGCCAGCCUGACCCAUUAAUUCUAUCAUAUCUUAAUAAUCUUGCCUAAGUGCCUCAGUUAUUUCUUAUGUGUUGUUAGGGUCAAUUCCUUUGAGCAGCUGGCUGGAAAGACUCAAUUCACACAGUGACUUUCCAAAAUGAAGGACAAAUGUGAAGAAAGCCACGUGUGUUUUGUUUGCUUAUAUCCAUGUCAGCAGUUCAAGUUAUUAAUAAGUCAUUACAAGUGCUGUAACUGAGUAAGGGUAUUGUAGUUAGCCAAACCACUGUCACUGUUAUCAGUCAUCUGUGUGCUGGUAUUCUAGUCUUAACCUUUUCAAAAAGAAGGUUAGAUUAUAUAUCGUGUUUGUAAAUCAGAAAAGUUAUUUGAAUAGAUUAUAUCUUGAUAUUUUCUAAUCAAAUGUAUGCUACAGUAUAUGUAUAUAAGAUAAUUUGUGUGACUUAAUAUACUUGUAGCUAAAUGCACCAGUUGGUUUAACUAGGAAUUGCUGUUCAGACAUAGAAGAACAGAGUUGUUGUACUUGCAAAUGGCUGUGAAUGAAAGAUGGUGGCAGAACUGCACAGGGCUGGCAAAGGGCUGUGAAAUGUGCAGGGUCUGAUUUCUGUGGAAGAUAGUUUUCCUCGACUUUCAUAGGCCCUUUGGCUUAGUACUCUCUUUUACUUCUGAUUUUGUUUUGCCACCUUAGCAGGCUCUUUCUGCAUGAAUCCAUUUGUUGGAACUGUUGGAAAUGAAACAGACUCGAUAUUUGGUAUCUUUGAUAGCUUUCAAAAUGUGCCAUGAAGUGAAACCUACUGAAUUACAGCAGUUUAGGAUAACACUUUUUUUUUUUUUCAUUUAAUGAAUUUUUUUUUUAGCUGGAGCUCUAUCGAUGAUUGUUAGAACUCUUCAUAAAGUGAGUUCUGGUAUCUUGUGUAUUUUCCUGCCUGAUUCUCAGGUUGGAGGUAGGAGUAGGGAUAAUCCUGAGUCUUAGAUCCCAGAUGACAAGAGUUUUUCACAUCUCACUCAACACUCUCUUUUCUCAGAGAUGGUUUACCUUUACUGGGGAAAGGAGGGGAAGUUUUACUCCUAUUUUGAAUUGAAAUGCCUUGUGUGCCAUUUAAUAGAUUUAAACUGUUGGCAGGGAUGUGUGUCUGGAUUGUGCAGUGAUCGUGGACUGGACAACUUCAGCUGUUUGGCGGAUUAGGAGUUAAUCCCAAUUAGAUUUGCCAUACAAUUAAUGGAUGGUAAUAGGAUUAGAACAAGUCUUAGAAUUCAUCCCGUUCUGAGAGAGGAUGAAUUGUCCUACUUGUCAUUCUGAAAAGGACUAGAUUUUGUAACAGUCUGAGGUUGUUUUUUAGGUAAAAUACAAUGAUUGUUUGUUGUUACUUUUGGACAAGAAGGUAAAGUAGGUAAAUCUGUAGUUCUGCCACUGUUCAAUUAUUAUUACAGCAGAAACAUAGGAUAACCCUAUAUAUAUAUAUAUAUAUAUAUAUAUAUAUAUACACUGUUAAUUGCUUACACAAGGAGAUAUAAAUAUUAUUGAAAUAUCUUUUAUUAUGAGUGGGCUGCCUAUAUAAAACAGCUUUUGGCAAAAACAAAGGUAGUAUUUGGCAAAUACUACCUUUAAUUGCAUUAAAAGUCCACUUUAUUCUUCACAUUUUAGAUUAUCUAGACAGUGUGGGAGGAGACCAGGGCACUAACUGUAAGGGUUUAGACCUCAGGAUACAUUCAAAAUAAAAACUAUUUAUGUGGAUCUAAUAUGAUUUUUUUAAUAAGUUCUUAGAGACAGAAUGAGGAAACAGGGUAAGACCUUAAAAUAUUAAAUGCCACUAACUUUUGGUACAGCAGAGUCUUUCUUUGACAGGGAGAGAUUUAAUGAGAAGCUUUGGUGAUAGCUUCAUACCCUGAAAUUACUCUGGAAGACUGUAAUCUUUUCUGCUUGAUGUCAUCAAACAUGUUCCUCACAGUCUCAUCAUGCUAUGUAUCUACCACUUCAUAGAAAAUCUCUGUGUCUGAUAAGGAAAAACUCACAUCUUCACUGGAAUUGGCAAAUGCACCUUGGAACUGAGUGAAUUAAUGUUGUCCAAAGCCAAUCAUCUUAGCUGUGAUUUAAAAGUUGCAGUGGGUCACAUUUCAGCAUCCUGUUGAAAGAGGAUUGGUUUGGGGGUUUGGGUGGGAGGUUUCUCUGUAUGUUUUAUUUCCAAGAAACCUGCAGUAAAUGGAAUUUAAGUUAGUAUUAUAUCUGACAUUUAGAGUUCUGCCCUGAUUUUGGUUUUUUCAUGUAGCAAAUCCUUAGUAUUAAUUUGCUAUGUUUCAAAACAAGUAGAUUUCUAAUGACAGAACUGUGAACAGUGCAGUAGGAAUACACUGUAGAAGGCAUAGAGACUGGUGGUAUGCCUAAGUGAAUUUUUCAUCUAUAACUAAUUGGACUAACUUUAAAGUCAGUGAUUAACAAAAUGUAUUGACAUUUAACCUCAAAAGCAUUGCAUAUAUCAGUGUUUGAUACUUCUCAUUUUCCAUGUGUUUGCCAGUAACAAGUGAUGAACUCACUUGGUGUUCUGAAAUCUGAUAAAUCUGAUCCAUCUGACAGCACAGAAUAAAGUCUGUUAUGUAGUCAUUAAUAAAUGUAAACAUUUGAGAAACUUU
Molecule: messenger RNA, 6831 nt
Organism: Zonotrichia albicollis (white-throated sparrow)
Lineage: Eukaryota; Metazoa; Chordata; Aves; Passeriformes; Passerellidae
Gene: PGAP1
Product: post-GPI attachment to proteins inositol deacylase 1
Biological process (GO): endoplasmic reticulum to Golgi vesicle-mediated transport; GPI anchor metabolic process
Cellular component (GO): endoplasmic reticulum
Molecular function (GO): phosphatidylinositol deacylase activity
Source: RefSeq, a predicted model, not a curated record